This is a messenger RNA of Telopea speciosissima, 1834 nucleotides long. RefSeq names its product scarecrow-like protein 23. The transcript is spliced from 2 exons. Gene Ontology annotation, molecular function: sequence-specific DNA binding; DNA-binding transcription factor activity. Gene Ontology annotation, cellular component: nucleus. NCBI's taxonomy places the organism in Eukaryota, Viridiplantae, Streptophyta, Magnoliopsida, Proteales, Proteaceae. The record is from RefSeq and is a predicted model, not a curated record. Gene Ontology annotation, biological process: leaf development; regulation of DNA-templated transcription; bundle sheath cell fate specification. Bases 8 to 1450 code for a protein of 480 amino acids.
CAGCUCUAUGACACUUUUUGUCCUCUCUUGUGGAAUUUUAGAUUUUCUUCAAAAAGGGUCCAAAACACCGAAAAAUAUUUCUCCGCCAUUAAUCUUUUCACUUUCUCUCGCUCUCUCUGCGAUCAUGCUUCAGAGCUUACUUCCUCAAUCCUCCAUUAAUGCGAAUCACAACUCUGCCUCUGAUUCCAAGAUGAGAACCAAGCGUAUCGAUCGUGAUUCUCGUGCCGGCGAAUCCUCCGGCGAAAAUGAAGGUGAUCAAGCUCGUAAAAGACAGAAUACAGGUAAAAGUCUCGCCGGAGGUUAUCCAGAGGAAGAAAUCGUUGUCGUCGGAGGUGAAUCUAAUGGUCUCCGCCUUCUAAGACUACUUCUACAGUGUGCCGAGGCCGUUGCCAUGGAUAACCUCGACGAAGCCACUGAAAUUCUGCCAGAGAUAUCUGAACUCUCAUCUCCUUUCGGUUCUUCACCUGAACGCGUCGCGGCGUACUUCGCUGAAGCUCUUCAAGCUCGGAUCAUAAGCUCGUGUCUCGGUACGUAUACUCCACUCAAUCACAAAACCCUAACCUUAGCUCAGAACCAGAGGAUUUGCAGUGCUCUUCAAUCUUACAAUUUGAUCAGUCCUUUGAUCAAAUUCUCCCAUUUUACUGCGAAUCAAGCCAUAUUUCAAGCCCUAGAAACUGAAGAUCGUGUCCACGUUAUCGAUCUGGAUAUAAUGCAGGGCCUUCAAUGGCCAGGAUUGUUCCACAUCCUCGCUUCGAGAUCGAGGAAGAUACGUUCGAUGCGAAUCACCGGUGUUGGAUCGUCGAUCGAACUCCUCGAGGCCACCGGUCGACGACUUUCCGAUUUUGCUAACUCGCUUGGGCUACCGUUCGAGUUCCAACCGUUAGAAGGCAAGGUUGGGAAUUUCACCGAUCUGAGUCGACUCGCUCCGAGAAACCAAGAAGCGACGGUUGUGCACUGGAUGCACCAUUGCCUAUACGACGUAACCGGGUCGGAUUUCGGGAUGCUGAGGCUGCUUAAGAUGUUAAACCCGAAGUUGAUUACGAUUGUUGAGCAAGAUUUGAGCCAUGGAGGGAACUUCUUGGAGAGGUUUGUGGAGGCUCUGCAUUACUACUCGGCAUUGUUUGACGCGCUGGGUGAUGGGUUGAGUUACGAUAAUUCGGACAGGCAUCAGGUGGAGAAGCAGUGGUUCGGGUGUGAGAUCAGGAAUAUUAUAGCGGUUGGAGGGCCGAAGAGGACGGGUGAGGUGAAGAUGAAGAGGUGGGGGGACGAGUUGUGUAGAAUCGGGUUCCGACCGGUUUCACUCAGUGGGAACCCAGCUGCUCAGGCGAGUAUGUUACUUGGUAUGUUCCCUUGGAAGGGUUACACUCUAGUGGAGGAGAGUGGGUGUUUGAAGUUAGGAUGGAAAGAUCUACCUUUGCUCACUGCAUCCGCUUGGCAGCCGUCCGAUUGAAAAUUGAUCCUUCUUGAACGGUGAUAAAGCUGAAGUGGUGGAAUUUGGUUUGUGGAGUGAAGAGCACUGGAUCAAUUGGACCCAAUCAGAUCAUGAUUCAUGUGAAGGUGUUGCUACAGUGCAACGUGGUGAACAUGGAUAGUGGGCCCCACCUCGUUGAUUAGUGGGGUUGGAGAAUCAAGAGUUGCAUCACCAUUGGAGGGCUACAAAUCUUCCCAUCGUAACAUCGGGAUCAUGGAGUGAUGAGAUCUGUCGUUGCAUGGGCCCACGUGUUGGGAACAGGGAUUGGGCGGUGGAGAUGGAUGACAGGGCAGAAAAUUUGUUCAAUGUUUUGAUUUGAUUGAUGCGUAAACAAAAUGAAAUAUUCUACCUGUCUCCUUGUCU